This is a messenger RNA of Bacillus rossius redtenbacheri, 1393 nucleotides long. RefSeq lists its product as uncharacterized. Gene Ontology annotation, molecular function: SUMO-specific endopeptidase activity. NCBI's taxonomy places the organism in Eukaryota, Metazoa, Arthropoda, Insecta, Phasmatodea, Bacillidae. Gene Ontology annotation, cellular component: cytoplasm; nucleus. The coding region runs from base 685 to 1230 and encodes 181 amino acids. Gene Ontology annotation, biological process: protein desumoylation. The record is from RefSeq and is a predicted model, not a curated record. The transcript is spliced from 6 exons.
UUACUAACAUUGUUGUAGGUUAAGAUUUUGUGGUGUAUUUGUUGUUAGUCCUAUAGGUAAUCUAGUUCAAUUUAAUUUCAUACUGACUUUAGUGUUUUGUAUAAGUUCGACUCGUUUUCAUCAUGUGAAAACCAUUUGAUGAAUUAUUAACAAUAAUACCAGUGUGUUAUAUAUAUGGAAGCCAUCCGACACACAAAAGUUUAUAGAAGCCGCCACGGCAUGGAGGGCAUGAUGGACAACUCGGUGGUGAACGUGAGUGCAGGUGUGGUGUGCAGGCAUGGAGGGCAUGAUGGACAACUCGGUGGUGAACGUGAGUGCAGGUGUGGUGUGCAGGCAUGGAGGGCAUGAUGGACAACUCGGUGGUGAACGUGAGUGCAGGUGUGGUGUGCAGGCAUGGAGGGCAUGAUGGACAACUCGGUGGUGAACGUGAGUGCAGGUGUGGUGUGCAGGCAUGGAGGGCAUGAUGGACAACUCGGUGGUGAACGUGAGUGCAGGUGUGGUGUGCCAGGCAUGGAGGGCAUGAUGGACAACUCGGUGGUGAACGUGAGUGCAGGUGUGGUGUGCAGGCAUGGAGGGCAUGAUGGACAACUCGGUGGUGAACGUGAGUGCAGGUGUGGUGUGCAGGCAUGGAGGGCAUGAUGGACAACUCGGUGGUGAACGUGAGUGCAGGUGUGGUGUGCAGGCAUGGAGGGCAUGAUGGACAACUCGGUGACCACGGCCUUCCUGCAGUGCCGCACGGUCAGGAUAGGCUCCUACAAGGUGGUUCCCCGGGAGCCGGUGGUCAUCUCGCCCCACGGGAUCAGGAUAUCCGUGCCGUGCGUCGAUGAUGCUCCCCACUGCUGCGCCACAGAAACCGAGUGUAUACCCGUCACCCUGGACAUGAAGGAGAUAGUGAAGGCGCUGAUCUACUUCGGGCGCGGCCGGGGCAUCCCGGUCAUCUUCCUGUACACGGAGCCGUACGUGGGCCCCCGGCUGCGGACCACGCUCAACAUGACGGACAGCCAGCGGGCGUACUUCGACCCCAUGAGCUCAGACGAGACGCAGCGCUGGAUCACGCUGCUGCCGGAGGUGCUGCAGGACGAGACCAAGUCCGCCCUCAAGUCCAUCUUCGGCUCCCUGGACAACGUGCUGAACGAGCUGGACAAGGAGAAGGCAAACGACAUUCUGGUGAAGACUUCUCCCAAGGUGGCCGUCAACUUGCACCAACAUAGCGCUCACCACCAGCACUAACUGCCAACCGUUUCCCAAGUUAACAUUAAUAUCAGUGAUGUGGCGAAUCUUAAGUAAAGGAAAUCUGCCAUGCAGUGCACUGUAAAGACACUCCGAGAGCAGGCUGCUACAAGGAACAUUUGAGAUUGUCCUGCAAAGUUGGUAGCUUUGUUUUGAAUGUGGU